GCUUCAAUUUUGUUUCAACCCGAGGACUCACCAAGAUAUUCCUCAACGUAAUCCAAUAUUCCUAUCUAAUAGCUACCAAGCUAUUAUUCUGUCAUAAGAAAAAGAAACACACAAAAGAGAAACAAGUUGUUAGCCACAGCAAAAGUCGAUGCUUACUAGUCUUAGUUAGGCCUCAGCGUCAGUUCAUGAAAACUUUUGCUUUUAUAGGUAAGAUUUUUCUUAAAGGAGGGGUGGCUGAAUUGUCCACUCUUGUUGUUUUAUCUGAAACCUUACAAAUCAGGUUUCUUUCUCAACUUUGACCUUGAUUUUGUGCUAUUGGAAUUUUGCUCAGGGAGGAUUCUUGUUGUAUUGUUGCUGAUAGCCUAGAGGUGGAAGUUUUAGUCUUUGGUUGGAACUAGUUGUUGGCUUUGUUUAGUCACAACAAUGGCACUGGCUUCUGUUCCAAAAGUGGUGUUUGGUUUAAUUGCAUUUGCAAUCUUUUGGGUGCUAGCAGUUUUCCCAGCUAUUCCAUUUCUACCUAUUGGGAGAACUGCAGGGUCCCUUCUUGGUGCCAUGCUUAUGGUCAUAUUCCAAGUUAUUACUCCAGAUGAAGCUUAUGACACAAUUGAUCUUCCAAUUCUUGGUCUUCUUUUUGGGACAAUGGUUGUGAGUACUUAUCUUGAAAGAGCAGACAUGUUUAAGUAUAUAGGGAAGUUGCUGGCUUGGAAAAGUAGAGGUGCAAAGGACUUGCUUUGUAGGAUUUGUGUUAUCUCUGCUAUCUCAAGUGCUCUUUUCACAAAUGACACAUCUUGUGUUGUUUUAACUGAAUUCAUAUUGAAGAUUGCAAGGCAGCAUAACCUCCCUCCAACACCCUUCCUACUUGCCCUUGCUUCAAGUGCUAAUAUUGGAUCCUCAGCAACUCCAAUUGGCAACCCUCAAAACCUGGUUAUAGCUGUUCAGAGUAAGAUAUCAUUUGGGAAUUUUCUGAUUGGUAUUCUUCCUGCUAUGGUGGCAGGAGUUGUAGCAAAUGCUAUAAUUCUCCUAAUAAUGUUUUGGAAGUUGUUAUCUGUUCAUAAGGAUGAAGAAGAUGCAGGUGCAGAAGAUGUGGUAGAGGAGUAUGAUUCCCAUCGGUUUUCUCCGGCCACAAUGUCUCAUUAUUCAUCCUUGAAUUCUCAAGAAUGGAGUUCCCAUCUUGAUGCUAUUACUGUUCAGAACUCUCCUCAGGUUCAGAUUCUAAGAAACCGGUCAAUUGCAAAUGCAAGUGAAAGUAAUGGGAUUUCUAGCAACACUUUUGAUACUGCAAGAAUCUCAAGUGUAUCAAGGGAUGGAACAAAUGGUGUGGCAUCUAUGGCAAAGGAGGAAACUAGCCCUUCAAAUUCGUCAGCAGGAGUAGAUACACUUAUUCCCCCUUCAGAAAGAAAAACCAAUUUUAUCAUAAAAUGGAAAAGGGUACUGUGGAAAUCUUGUGUUUACAUCAUCACAGUUGGAAUGCUGGUUGCUUUACUUCUAGGUUUAAAUAUGUCAUGGACUGCAAUUACUGCUGCACUUGCUCUCAUAGUUCUUGAUUUCAAAGAUGCUACACCAUGUUUAGAGAAGGUUUCGUAUUCACUUUUGAUAUUCUUUUGUGGAAUGUUUAUUACAGUGGAUGGCCUCAAUAAAACUGGAAUUCCAAGUGCUCUGUGGGACAUAAUGGAGCCCUAUUCUCAUGUUGAUCGUGCUAGUGGAAUUGCAAUACUUGCAAUUGUCAUACUUGUCCUAUCAAAUUUGGCUUCAAAUGUACCAACAGUUCUCUUGCUUGGAGGAAGGGUAGCAGCCUCAGCUGCUGCAAUUUCCAAAGCAGAUGAGAAGAAGGCAUGGCUGAUAUUGGCUUGGGCCAGCACCAUAUCAGGGAAUCUCUCAUUGUUGGGAUCAGCUGCUAACUUGAUAGUGUGUGAACAGGCGAUCCGUGCGCCAAACCUACCAUACACAUUAACCUUCUGGAGUCACCUGAAAUUUGGCCUUCCUUCCACAAUCAUAGUCACUGCUAUUGGUUUGACAUUCAUAAGAUGAUAUGGCAUUUGGCUGAAAAGGGGUCUUGUUGAAGAUAUUUGAACAACAUGAAAGAAUGAAAAACCAGUGUUCAUGUCAAUAUGUUUCAACUUAUGGAUACACUAUUAAGAAAAUGAAUGUUGAUGUUCUUUGUUAUUGAUAGUUUGUGUAAAAUAAAAUAUCUGCAGCUAGUUGCCAAGUGAUGCUUUGAAAUUCAGUAAAAAGGGAAAGGAAAGGCAAAUUUCUAGUGUUAAA
Molecule: messenger RNA, 2262 nt
Organism: Glycine soja
Lineage: Eukaryota; Viridiplantae; Streptophyta; Magnoliopsida; Fabales; Fabaceae
Product: silicon efflux transporter LSI2-like
Exons: 4
Coding region: 424-2028 (534 amino acids)
Biological process (GO): transmembrane transport; arsenite transport
Cellular component (GO): membrane
Molecular function (GO): arsenite transmembrane transporter activity
Source: RefSeq, a predicted model, not a curated record